AUGCUAUGCUGGAUGUCCCCACUGAUGAGGCAAAAAAGUAUAUCUAUAGUUUUUGUUUGGAAAAUAUCAGUUCGGAUUGUAAAAGACGUCUGCGGUUGAGUUAACUCCAGCGAAAAAUAAUCUUCCGUUGAUUUAUACGGUCUUAUAAAUUAUCUGCACAUCUGUUUUGGGAAAUAAUAUUUCACAAUUAAACUUCAGUUUACCAUGAAUAUUGUCUUGGCCAUCAUUUUUACCCCUAAUUAUAUCUAUCCUCACUAAAUAACUAAAAAUUUGCUGCUGAAUUAGCCUUUUUGUUAACUUGAACUUCCUUUUUUAAUCAGCCCACAACCAAUCGACCCUAUUUGAUGGACACGCACAACGAUUAUUUCCGUGCAUCAUUCAAGGUAUCCCCACAGUUUCAAAUUAUAACUUAUUUCAUGUCAAUAGUUCCUGAAUUUUUCCUGAACUUCUUUGAUAAAAGUAUGCCAAGGAAAACAGAAGUGGGAGAUAGUACAACGAAAGAGCACCAUUUACUACAGAUCCUUUGCCCGGCGUAGGGACUGGCGGCGAGUGAAUACGUUCUCUCGCCAGGGCACUGCUAUUACUUGCGCGCCAAAAUGUAUUAAUUUCUUUUAGUUUUUUGAUUACACUAUUUGCAUGAAACCCAUCAGAAUAAUUAGACCUUUCCUGUUUUGUGGUCUUGUUUUUAAGGAUGUCUCAUAAGCCGCUACGGUUAUAACAUGUUUCAGGUUUUAUGUGAAUUGUAACAAUUUAAACCUUCUUCCUUCAUGUCUGUAAAGUAGCUAUUUAGCUACUGAAGCACAUUUGACUGCGUUAAAUAAAGGUUAUAGCAUUGUAUUGUAUUGCUUUAUUGCAUUGCAUUACAUUGCUUUGCUUUGCAUUUUAUUGAAUUGUAUUGUAUAUUAUUGUAUUGUCACCCGAACAUUUGUGACAUUGCCUCCAAAGCAAAAAAAUUGCGAUUUAUUCCCGAAAUAUUUGGCAGUCUUCUUAAAUGCAUAGAAAAUGAUCUUCAAGUGCCACGCACUAGGGAAAUUAUAAAAGGCAGGGAAUCUCCAAUCUUUUUAUAUCUAUGCCUAAUGCAUUUAUUCUUUGGUUAACUAGUUGUACAGGAAGUAGCAUCCAUCAAGGAUUCUUACAGGAAGAAAGCAAAGAUGACAACGGAGGUUCUUAACUCAAUGGAAAAUGUUAAGUGUAACGAGGUAGCAGGUGUAAUGUAUGCGUUUCCAAGGGUAGCACUUCCAAAGCAAGCUAUCGAGGCAGCCAAGGUAUCAAGUCUUGUUUCCGGCCUUGAUUUCUAGAACCGCACUGCACACACAUGUCCAAUACUCUCGACCAGAUUCCCGUGGACAAAACCUGGAGUCCGACGGAGUCUAGUCGAAAAAUGAAACCGGAAGUUCAGUAGAGUCCACUUGAGUUACCGGAAGUUUAGUCAUGAGAUGAAACCGGAAGUGUAAACAAUACUUAGAGGAGGGUUGGAAAGUCGUCCGAUGGAGUCCAUCGGAUCCAUUGGAAACACAUCGAUUCCGAUGGAAUCUCAGGAAGUCUAGUCGUGCCAUGAGUCAAAAUAGGCACACUGCACGUGUAACAUAACUCGUUCUUUAAACCCUAAGUCGAGAAUGGCAAGCCUAACAGGCAACAGAACCGGUUCUUAAAGCCAUGAGUCGAAACAAGCACGGACGUCGGUAUGCAUAAGUCGUUCUUAAAGCGAUGAGUCAAAACAAGUACGCUACACAAAAAAUAUAACUCGUUCUUAAAGCAAUGAGCCGAAACGAGCACGCUACGCGUAUGGCAUAACUCGUUCUUAAAGCCCAAGUCGAAACAAGCACGGUACCCACGUAACAUAACUCGUUCUUUAAACCCUAAGUCCCCCGGGCACUUUAUUCGAGACGGACUGGCGCGCUUAAAGCCACGAGUCAAAACAAGCACGGUAAAGCUAUGAAACGGGGCAAAAGCCCUGCGAAACGAGGACAGUACACAAGUAUAUGCUUCGAUCUUUAAUGGUAACUAUAAUAUGAGCUACACUUGAGUAAAAUUAUUAAAAGAAACAUACUGGUAGGCGGUAGGCAUAACAUUGAAACUGACAUUACAUGGAUACAAAAUGUAUGAAGUUAUUGAACAGCUGAAGUUUUAAACCUGAGCAAUAUUGAAUUAUUAUUUGUUUUGUAAAAUACUUAGUAAAAAACAUUAAGUGAUAAAAAGCCAUAUAAAACAUUACAUAAAUCAGUCCUGGUCACUUCACACAUCAACCAGCUGUAGACAGAAAUUGAAGCUGGAUGAUUCUAGGUCUCUUCCAUAAGGGCCCAAUUCAGAAAAAUGAAAGAAAUAUGCUUUUUAUCAUAUUUUUAUAAACGCCAAUGAAAUAUUGGGUGAGUUUGUGUUCGAAAACAUGAUAUCUUCACAUGUCAAAAUAACAAGUGAGUUAUCUUUGCAUGUAGGCGUGAAAAUCACCCCACGCGCGCCUUUUCUCGCGUGGGGUGAUUUUUACGCGCGCUCGCGUUUCGCUCGCUCUAUACUAUCCCUGAGGAAAAAUAGGGGACUACUCGUAGUUUACUUUGCAUGUGAAAAGAUCACCAUUGCUAUGGUACAAUAUAACAACUCACACCUUUUACAUAAAAAAAAAAAUUAUUCAUUUAAUAAGUGAAAUGGUUAAGUAUUUCAGUGGUAUAAAAUAAAUGGAACAUAUUGCAUGGCCGCUCGGAGAUAUGAAAUUUCUCUUCUCAUGUUGAAACAAUAUUUCACUGCUUCCAGCAAGGCUUACCCUUCCUCCUCUGUUGGAUUGCUAUUAAUCAUGCCUUUGUUGAGAAAAGCAUGGACAAAAUUCUUAUAACAAGUUAGAGUUAAUUUGCGUUUUUCAUGUAAAAUCAUGCAUGCCCAACCCUAUUCUGCACCCUACAGGAAAUAUGUUGGAUAUAUGCACGCAGUUUCAAUAUGUAAAGGGUGUGGGGAAACAGUGCUAGAUUUAGUACAGGGUAUUUUUCAAAAGGGUAGCACCUGGCUAUGAGCCAGGGCACAAAUAAAUUACAAAUACUUAAUCAUUGUUCCAAAGACUUUCAAUGCAGGAUUGUAGCUUUUAUGCUGAAUAUUAGACAGUGGUAUUACAUCUUAAGAAGGGACAGUAAAUUCCUUUUAGCUUGUGUUUUGCUUCCCCCCAGUGUGAAUAAAGAGGUGUUCUCACAACAAUUUACCCAUCAUAACCUUAAAAUUUAUAUAGGUCUUGUGUCCAAAAAUUAUUGAUGUGACUUAUACACAAUUUUAAAGAAAGCUUUCUUUGGAGCACUAUCACAUGGCUAGGCUUGAUUUCCAUGCCCUAAAUGUUGUCACACAUGACCUACAUUGGGGAAACAUAGCAUCUGCGGUAACAACGACAAGCUAGUAAAGGUCUUUACUAUUACUUCUCCUCUCAUAACUGUACUUAACAAAAAAUUUUCUUUGGCAUUGUAUCAUGCACUGUAUUUUAUUAGCUUUAUAGCCACUGCACUGCUUUCAUCCCAUUCUCAAUGCCCUUGUCAAAGACAACUUUGAAGAAGAGGAAGAGUGAGCACAAAUAUUCAGUACAGUGGGCCAGAGGAAAAGACAAAAAAACCAUGUAACAUUGAUGUAAAAAUUGCAAAAAUAAUUAUGUUCCAACUAACCAAUCACUUCCUGCUAUCCUACUAUUUAAAAGCUUUCCCAAUAUUUGCCCGCCCAAAUGAAGCCAGUAACAGUGUCCAUUGAAAGAAAAAAAGGGUAGCAAUAAAAGCGAAUAAAGAAGGGAAAGCGAAAUUUGUGACUGCAGUUGUGUUACUUUAAAACCACGAAACUAUCUCAUGCUUUCUAUGCCCCAACUUUUGAAAAUAAUAUUUUCAAUUUGCAUCUGUAACUGAACGCUGUGAACUACACGGCCUUUAAACAGUCUUCUGGUAAGAUUUAGCUCAUAAGCCAGACAGUGACUAGAAAACGAAGCCACUAGCUUCAAAACAAGUUUCUCAGCAAAAUUCUCAGGAGAGGAAUGGGAUAAAAAACAAAACAAAAACAACAAAACAAUGACGAGCUGAACUAAAAGGAUAACUAUUACAAAGGGGACUCAGGAAUGAAAAAAGGUUUAUCAGACUGCUUUGAAGGGGCUGGUCUCACUUGUCUGCUUUCAUCAGCCAGCUCUAGGAACUUCCACACCUGGAGCUAACUGAUGCCUGGCCCUUCCAAAGCUUCCAGCAAGGCCCGUCCCUUCGCCCUUCUUUCACCUGUCACCAUCUGUGCCUUCUUCAGGAAUAGCCGCCUUCUGCAAAUAAGACCUGACUUGUUAUCUUUAUUGUCAGAAUUGAGAGGCGGGAUAACAGCUUUAGUAGGUACAGGGGAGAUUUCUGAUCGUUUUUUGAGAUAUCCUCCUUGUUCCUAAUGUCAUUGGGGGAACCAGACCUGAUAGGUUUCUUCACUUCCUCAUCUCUCUUUACCUAUGAAAGAUUGCAAGAAAAAGGUAUGACAGAGAAAACAAAAUUAAAUAAGGUGGCUUGACUGGAUUUUUUAGGGGGGAUACCUUCCAAGUUUACGCAUUAACUACAUCAGCUCCUGAUUGAUCGUGCCUUAAGGAAAAUCCGCUUCAGCUAAUCAAAAGCACUACCCUGAUCUGGGCAGUGACACAACUGACACCAGUAUGAAAUUUCUGCCGCGUCUAAUUUGUUCCUCACUGACGACAUUUCGCAGGGAAACCAGUGGUGGCAUCGCAAAAUGUUAUGACUGUUUUCUCAAGCUAUAUAAACUGAAACUAUUGUUGAGUUGUUUUUAGUGUUGUUGGUUUAGUUAACCAACCCUGUUUGUCAGUUCUCCUUUUCUUAAAAUUCAUUCUGCAGAGUAAAACAGCUGCCAAGUGGGUACCCUGUGACUGCUGCUCAGCUUUACCUAGUGGUAAAUGAGAAAAUAAUGGUUUUUUUGGCUUCACAGGUCAUGAUGGGAAUUAUUUCAACAGGAAUCACGGAAGGAAAGGGUCGAGCUGGGGUAAUGAGUCCUAUCCCUGGAUAUAGCAUGUACCAGGCGAGGCUACUGCAACACAACACACAUCAGGUAAUACCUAUUCGUGUCACUUGGCGUCGCUUCCCGCGCAGCCUGUUCCAGGCGUUCAAAAAGUAGAACGCAGUGUUUGGGUGAAAUCGUACCCGGAGGAAAGGAGGGGAGAGUGGGACGAGAGCAAGGGAACUCUCUAGUCGCUCCCGUUAUUUUUUUUCCUCGUUAAUUAAUUUUUCGACCGCGCUCUAUUAUCUGAACGCCUGGAACAGGCUACUUCCCGCAAGAAGUGACUCGCGUGUUGCGUCUUAUUUUAAGAGUUGUUUUCACUAUCGUUCACGCAUUUUCCUCUACUUAGUCUGCGUAGCUCGCGGUUUUGUGUGCGGAGGGGCAGCGAAAAGGAGUGCGAGGAGAGUGGAGCGCCCUUUCGCACACGCUUCGCGCGUGCUAUCGCGGCUUUACUUCGUUUUUCACGCUUGCUGAACUGUAAAUAGUAUAACGUCAGAUAACUGUUAAGAAGAAAGAGACUUGAAUCUCUAAAAGAUGGUUGUAAUUUGAAUUAAUUGUUCGCAUCCCGAAAGUCUACUCCUGUAUUUUCCAAGAAGAUUUUCCAUCUUUAAGAGCCGUUGGCGCGUGAGAACCACUACUAGAAAAGCAAAAUAUUACAAAACAAAAAAACGCUUUGCUGUGUUCGAGAAAGUGAGCUUCUUCGCUGCACAAAAUUCGUCCAAGUUUGGCUGAUUUUCACUAACCACGGUGACCGGCCGGUCGUACUCGGAGUCGUAAACGGUUUCAUAAACUUAAAGGCCGGAAUCGGAGUCCCAAGAAUCGGAACGUUUUUGUCUUCCGAUUCCGCUUACGACUCCGCCGCUUACAGUAUAGUAAUAACGAGAGGAAUAAAUCAAUCACAACUCGGUUCCAAGCACUGUGGCAUGUUGUGAAAGACUGAUCUGUCGCUUCUCCUUACAAGUGUAACAACCUUGUAGUUUUCACUACUGACUUUGUAAGCGAAGAAGUCGUAAGCGGAAUCGGACUUCUUUUUCACUAGAUCAUAACGCUUUGCACUUCUAAUUACGAUUAGUGAAAACUGGACCAGUCUUAGCUUAAGAGUUCCCUAAACUAUCCGUCAACCGGAAUAAUUCUAAGAACUUGGUUCCAGUUUUGUUGCAGCAAGAAUUUAUUACUUCAAACUCCGGCACAAUUUUUUGUUUAUUUUUUAUCCUAAAGAUAUUUUACCUUCUUGACGAAGACAACAACUGGGGUUUAAAUAUGUCUAAACUAAAGAAAAAGCUGGGUGGGGCAAGACCGUACUGUUUACCAAGAGCUCUUGUGCUGAUAAAUCCAGGCAAUCCAAAAGGUACAUUGAAUGUUUAUCUAUUUGUAAUUACCUGCAAUAAUAUUAAUGAAGAUGAUGAUGAUGAUGAUGAAGAUGGCAAUGAUAAUAAAAUGUCUCUAUUUACUCUCGACAUUGUUUUACCACACAGUCUGCAGGUUAGUGCGUUCGAGCUUUCUUUUCACGGGGUGUCCCUUGUAAAAGGCGUUCGUUAUACCAAGGUAUUAGCUAUAUAGGCGUUCUUUUUACCGGGGUGUUUUUUUUUUCCCCUUUUUUUGAUGAAGACCUCCUUAUACCGGGAUGUUCAUUAUCUAGGCAGUCGUUAAACUAGGGUGUCCUUUAUAUAGAGAUUCUACGUUAAACCGAGGUGUUCGUUAUAUCAGAGUUUAACUAUAAAAUGUAAACUUGUUCUGUCCUUCGUUUAUCCAUUAACUUUAGUCACGUUUUCUUCUUGUAUAUAUAUAGGUCAGGUGUUGACGUAUGAAGAUAUUCAAGAAGUAAUCAAGUUUUGUGCUCGUGAGAAGUUAGUUUUAUUCGCCGAUGAAGUUUACCAAGACAACGUGUACGCAGAGGGAGCCCAGUUUCACUCGUGUAAAAAAGUCCUCAGGGACCUCGGAGCCGAGUAUAGCGGAUUUCAAUUGAUCUCUCUUCAUUCCAGUGCCAAAGGGUACACAGGCGAGUAAGUUGUGCGUGUGCGUUUUUUCUCUUGCUUGGUUGUUAUUGUGGGCACCUUCGGGUAGUAAACAAAAAUGAUUCAGUGCCAAUUUUGUACCCCUGCGUUCUGUUUGCCUGGGCUUAUUUGAUUGCACAUACAUAACCACAGACAAACCAUUAUUAACCCUUGCACUCCCAAUUACAAAUUACAAAUUUCCACUGAAAUUUCUUGAACAGUCGUCAGGUGUUCUUUCCAACUGUAUUUUUGUAAACGGUAAACAACUUUGCUCUCCAUCAUGGCGGUUUCGUACCAUGCCAAUGACAAGCUGCAAUGGGUCAAUAUUUCAUCUACUGCGGCUACUGGACUUUCUUCAUUGCUGUUCCUUGCAGAUGUGGGCUCAGAGGUGGAUAUAUAGAACUCGUAGGAUUCAAUGAUCAACUCAGGUCUCGAGUUAAAACUUACCUGAGUGCAAGAAGUUGCCCUUCCACGAUAGGACAGGUACGAAUAAUGUAUGUCAUGUAGUGAAAUGGGACAGAGGUCCCUAAUGAAAGAGCUGCCUAAAACCCUAGUCCACAAUUUCCACUUUGAAUUCCUGGAAAAACCUCAGUUAAUACCUUUCGUUAGAGCAAAAGUAUCUUUGUGCUUCUACGAUGAUUUGUUAACAUCUCUCAAGUCCCAGACAAGCCUGGCUGCUUGUGUUUCUCUUUUCGUCAUGUUGGCUUUGUGUUGUUUCUUCCUCUUGUUGUUUUGUUUUGUUCUAUGGUGGUCAGGGUAUUAGCACUUAAGCAAAAAAUUGCAAUAGUUCAGAUGUAACUUCAUCGUACUUAGGCGUCUCUCACACUAUGCGCAAAGAAUGGCGGGAUGGUGAAAGAUGGCUUUGCUCUCCUUUCUUACUCUUCCCUUUCCUAGUCCCUAGGCCUCAUUUUUCCUCGCAGCCAAAGCAUUUCGGGUCACGUGGUCCAUGCGAAAAUGUGGGGGCGUUUCCCGCCCGUUCGUCUCGGAUACGUCACCGAAACGAAUUGACUGAGAGGGACUGGGAAAACGCCGUACAGGGACUAGGCAAACUCCUCCCAUAAAACCUCGCGCUUCUCUUAUUUCCAGUCAUUCGCCUUGUGUCGCGCGAGUCUCGAAGCGCUUGCAGAAGAAGCUGUUAGUGCUUUAUUGUAAGGUACUCAGUCUGUAUUCAUUACGCUUGGUUUCUAACCCAAGGUAAUCAUGGGACUCACUUACAACCAUCCCAAGCCUGGAGAUGAAUCAUAUGUAAAGUUUUCAAAGGUAUGUCCCUAACUGUAACUUAACCCAGAGAAACUCACGCGCCUCGCGUGAUCAUAAUCAGUGCUACUUUAUCGCUCGUGUAAUUUUUUAAAGGGGGCUCUCUCACGGCUGACUACUUUAUGUGGUUGAUAAUGGCAAUAACGAGUCAUUAUUCGCUAUGGAACUUGAGAACUUAGUACUUAGUUGUGAAUGACAGAAUUAAUAGCGUCGUAUUAUUCUUUUUUCAGCUUGUCUCUAGUGCUCAGGCUGUAACGCGUUCCAGGUUUUAACGGAAAUGUAACAAUUUUAACCGUAGCUUUUCACGAUACAUAUAAAAGCAGUGAAAAAUAUAAUACUUAGUCAGGUGACGCCCCUAAUGCCUGCCUGCCUGCCACGGGAUAGCCGAUUUAACAAAUAAAGCUUGUUCCUCUUACCCUGAGUACCAGAGGUUUUUCUCGCGCGUGGGGGGAUCCUUCGGCCCAAGGGCCGAAGCCACGAGAGGCGAUAAAGAUUUGAAAAACCGGAAGCCAUGCAUGAAAAGUCUCUGGUACGCAGGAUAGGUUUCCAUUGAUUCUUUUGCCCAAACAAAACGUCAGAUUCGAGUCUUACGCAAUUAAAGUUUGCCAAGUACUGAAGUCGCUAAGGGACUAGUUGGAGUAAACAAAAAUGUCUAUUUUCUUCUGGAACAUUUGGCAAUCUUCUUAUAAAUGUAUAGAAAAUGAUCUUUAAUUGCGACGCACUAGGGAAAUCUAUAGAGGUGAUUACCUUCAGUAUUCCCAUAUCUUGCUUAAUGCAUUAUUUUGUGUUUUAUUUGUUUUACAGGAAGUAACAUCUAUCAAGGAUUCUUACAGGAAGAAAGCAAAGAUGACAACGGAGGUUCUUAACUCAAUGGAAAAUGUUAAGUGUAACGAGGUGGCUGGUGCAAUGUAUGCUUUUCCGAGGAUAAAACUUCCAAAGAAAGCCAUCGAGGCAGCCAAGGUAUCAUGUCUUGUUUCCGGCCCUGAUAUCUAGUGCCACACUGUAGAAUACUGUCAGUAAUGGAUAUCCUAGGUGUACGGUAAUCCGGAUUCCGGAACCCGGGAAUUUUUUUCUUGUAGACUGAUUUAUUCACUAAAUCAGUUCAGGGGUUUGAAAUUCGGAAUUUAGACCCGGUUGUUCAUAAGAUGCAUAGCUCUAUCCACCGGAUAAAUUCACUAUCCAGUGGAUAGGUAUGAGCGAAACUAAUUGCACUAUCCACUGGAUAGAGAUUUAUCCGGUGGAUUGCGUUAUCCAGGUUUUGAACAGCUGGGGCCUGCUCUAUAUAUGAAGCACGACAUCUCGCUAACGAUUGGAAUCUGGAAUCCACGUUUCAUGGACAAGGAAUACUGAAUCCAGUACCCGCCAUGCCGGAUCAACAACAUAAAAUCCGGAAUCCACAACGUGCGAUCCAGGAGCCAGGAUUCUUGUUGAUGCACCUUAUAUUAGAGGAAUGCCAACCCGUUUCCCGCCGUGUCAGUUUUCAUAAAAUGCGUUCUUCGGUUAGAAAAAGCGAUAAGGGCGCUAUCAUGGGCUCCCAUCUUAUUCAGGCUGCUGAUAAUGUCCCGCGAAAAUUAAAAUUUUGCUUUCUCAACUUUCCUUAUUGCAUUGCUAAAUUCCAUAUGUCGUGUCGAUCUAGUAACAACUCCCAGUAAAGGCUUCAUCGAGGGAUUCAUUGAAAUAAAGAUAUUCCUCUCACAAGGAAAGUAUGUAUGUGAUCUGUUUGGUGAGGGAAGUGUCAGGAUUUUGGGUGGACAAAAGUAAAUUUGUGUAGAUAUUUUUUUAGUUUACUAAGUUGUUGGUAUUGUCAUUGUUAUUUAGGCCAAGGAAAUGCCACCAGACGAGUUUUACUGUUGGCAGGCGCUGGAGAAAACUGGAAUUUACAUGAUUCCUGGCCACGUUUUUGAUAUGAAAGGCAGCGGUAAUAACAACUUUUACUACAGGUAAGAUUUGAAUUAACAAGGGUCAUCAACUUCAGGUCGGAAUUUUUAUGAUUUUAAAAACCUCUCUGUGAUAUCAUUUGCGCCCUCGGGUCACAAGGUUUUCACAGGCUUGUCUAAUAUAUUUAGAUUGAUUAGAUUGACUGCACCUUUAAAUUUGAAAAGACACCUCUUUCCCCCCAACCCCGAAAAAUUCUGCCUUUAUACCACAGGAACACCAAAUUAGGAUGCGUUUUGACGAACGCGAUAAGGGUAUACACAGGUCGGCCCAUAGCCGGGGUGAUUUGGGGCUUAGUGGAGGUCCUGCAACUGGAAUAAAGUUGGUGUUUACAAAUAGAAGGGCUCACAACCGGGAUUAUACGGUACGGACCAGAGCAUAAACUUACUUGGGAAAAGGCGUCCUAAAAGCGAUUUGUCCGUAAAAGCGACGUUCUGUCAGCGUGCGAAAGUCUGAUUGAAUUGGACCAAGUUUCAUCUCCACAUUAUGGCUCAGAAUAAUCCAAAAAGUUUUGAUUUUUCAAAGCCACUAUCCAUACGAAGGAAAUAACUUAAAACGGUUUCAUGUUUUAAUCUUUCUUGGUAGGAUCACUAUUCUUCCUUCUGAAGAGACGUUCGCUCCAAUGUUUGAGCGACUACGAAUCUUUCACCAAGAAUUCAUGGCGCAGUUUAAGGACACGAACUGA
Molecule: messenger RNA, 10857 nt
Organism: Porites lobata
Lineage: Eukaryota; Metazoa; Cnidaria; Anthozoa; Scleractinia; Poritidae
Source: the annotation of a GenBank genome assembly